CACCCCAGAUCUCACUCAGUGAUGUAAACUCUUAGUGAAUACUGGAGCCAAUCAGAAGACACAUCUCCCAAGGGCAAUCUUAUAUGGGAGGGGAGGCAAAGUACCCCUUUGUGACCCAACUGGGCAAUGAAGGGCUCAAAGGAGCAAUGGCCACCAUGCAAUCCUAUCUUGCAGAUGACCUCUCGUGCCCCAUUUGUGGAAAUAUCCUGCAAAAGCCAGUCGUGCUGUUUUGCAGACAUCGCUUUUGCAAGCUUUGCCUUGAGAACCAGUGGAAUGGAGGAGGAUCUUGCGAAUGCCCGCUUUGCACUCAGCCAUCCUCUAUGGGGGAGCUCAUAGUCAACACCAUGCUUGAGAAGACCUGUGAGGGCUUUCUGGAGCGAUGCAAAAACAACCCUCUCGCAUGCAAGGAGCAUGGAGAGACCUUGACGCUUUUUUGUUUGGAGGAUCUGGAACCCAUUUGUUGCAAAUGCCAGUCGUCAGCCAACCACCAUGGUCACAGGUUAUAUCCCUUAAAUGAAGCUUCACACGACUGUAAGGAAGAACUCAAAAAUGCUUUGAAACCACUUCAGGAAAAGCUGAAGCUCUUCCGAAAAGCAAAACUCACUUGUGAGGAAACAGUAAAGCAUAUUAAGAGUCAGGCUGAGAACACAGAGAGGAAGAUAAGAGAGGAGUUUGAGGCGCUGCACCAGUUUCUGCGAGAUGAGGAAGCAUCCAGGCUUUCCAUGCUCAAGCAAGAGAAGGAUCAGAAGAGGCAGAUGAUGAAUGAUAAGAUUGAAGAUUUGGAGAAUGACAUCACUUCACUUAGCAAUACUAUAAGAGUCAUUGAACAGGAGAUGUUAUCUCAGGAUAUACCAUUCCUCAAGAAUUAUAAGGACACUAUAAAGAGAACCUGGCGGGUUCCCCAGGAUACAGAGAUGAUAAGAGGUUCACUGCUUGAUGUUGCCAAACACCUGGGCUCAUUAAAGUUUAAAGUAUGGGAAAGAAUGAAGGAAAUCAUUCAAUAUACUCCAGUGACCCUUGAUCCGAACACCGCGGCAAGCUGUUUCCUCCUGUCAGAGGAUCUGACAACAUUACAGUGCUGUUCCCAGACGUUUAAACUCCCAGAAAACCCUGAGCGUUUCAAUGUUGGCGCAGAGGUACUGGCCUAUGAGGGCUUCAGCUCGGGACGAUACAGCUGGGACGUGGAGGUCAAAAACAACACUUACUGGGUCAUUGGAGUUGCAAGCGCAUCCAUCAGCCGGAAGGGAAAGCAUGUGCUGACCCCCGCAGAGGGAUUCUGGACCAUUAGGCUACGAAACGGAGAGUAUAAAGCCUGUACUGCCCCAUGGUCCCCUCUCACUAUGACUCAGGAGCCGCAGGUGGUGAGAGUGGUUCUGGACAUGAACAGAUCCAGGGUGACUUUCUACGACCCACGAGAGAGGACGCCAUUGUUCACCUACAUGGACAUCAUCACUCCGAGGGCAUUCCCAUACUUCUGCAGUGCCUGUAAGGAGCACCCACUGAGAGUGUUGCCAGCGUGGAUCUCUAUUAAGACAGACUGAAGUGAAGAAGGUCCCUCUCCACAUUUCAACUCUUAUGUUACAGUACAUGUGUUGUGUGCGGGUCAGCUUUUGGAUUUUAAAAACCUGAUAGAUGAUCUGAAUCACAAGGUGAAUCUCCCCAAAAUUGUCCUAAAAUGCAUAAGUCACAUUUUCCUGAAAUCAAAAGAAAAUAUGAUAAUAUUGUAACACCAGUGGUUGACACUUCAUCAUAGUCUGUGUGUGUGUGGUGGUAUUGCACCUUAUCACUGGUAUCCACCCAUCAUAAAAUGGAAAAAAGACGACAACAAUGGUGACGUAGUGUGUAGCAAUGUGCUACUGCCACUCUAAAUCUUGUUGGAGGAGUUGAUAGACAGAGAAGAGAGACAGGCACUGUUUACACCUGGUGUUAAGAUGCGUUUUGGUCGAUCGGAUCACAAGUGGACGACGCUAAAUACAGGUGUAAAUGGGGUCUAAAAUGUUUUGAGCUUGUCCACUUUCGACCACUUCCAGAGGUAGUCGGAAACGCAUUCGAUCGGACAUCUUUCGUAGUGUAAACGGUCAUGUGGUCGAAUGUGUUCGUACAGCCAUAAAAGUGUUGUAGUGUUGUUGUCGAGACCAGCUCACUCGAGUCCGAGUCGAGACCGAGACCAUAGAGGGUUGAGUCCGAGUCGAGACCGAGACCA
Pimephales promelas (fathead minnow) is the source of this 2203-nucleotide messenger RNA. RefSeq names its product tripartite motif containing 35-13 (gene trim35-13). Lineage: Eukaryota; Metazoa; Chordata; Actinopteri; Cypriniformes; Leuciscidae. The record is from RefSeq and is a predicted model, not a curated record. Gene Ontology annotation, molecular function: zinc ion binding; protein binding.